AUGAUUGUAAUGUCGUCCUGUCAUCAGGGCAUACCUCCACUCCCUCAUGAAAGCGAAUCCCUCAAGCAGCGACGGCUCAAGCAGCGACGUGAGAAAGCAUUGAAGACCUACCAGAAUGUCUCUGGCGGAUAUGCUCGCUAUUGUCUGUCUAAAGACGAAGCCGAAGACAUGUACAGAGAAGCACUGCAAUCGUCUCAGGUUGUCCUUGUGAAGACACCAACUCGCGAAACCCUCAAGCUUUCUCAGCUUAGCGGUUUGAAUGGAUUUCGCAAUGGUGAUCCAACAGGUCCAGAGGAGGCGUCUUGGAUGGCAGUUUUAGUGGGUAGGAAUCCCGGAGUGUAUCUCCUUGAUGAUGUUGGGACUGUUGGAAUCCAGGAAAAUAUCAAGUUCAUUAAGGGCGCUCGGGCUGUUCCCUAUCGGUUGAGGUCAGAGGCGGUAGAGGCGUUUACCUUGGCAUUGAAAGCAGGUGUAGUUGUUAUGGUGGAUCGUGGACGUGAUAUUCGAUUACCAUUAACUCUAAACACUACCAGUGUUGUUGACGGGGAGCCAUUUGUAAAGUCAGAGGUAGACAUUUGA
Psilocybe cubensis is the source of this 576-nucleotide messenger RNA. RefSeq lists its product as uncharacterized. Lineage: Eukaryota; Fungi; Basidiomycota; Agaricomycetes; Agaricales; Agrocybaceae. The transcript has 4 exons. The record is from RefSeq and is a predicted model, not a curated record. The coding region runs from base 1 to 576 and encodes 191 amino acids.